AUGAUUGCAGGUGAUAAAUGGCUGGUGUCGUGUCUUGGCGUGCUGUACCUAAAUAAAGGGCUAUUCUAUCGGGUCGUGCCCGCAGACCAGCGGAUGGAUUCUCCUUACGCUGGUGUAUUCAGGUUCCGUCUAUGGUGGUGUGGACAGUGGCUAGAGGUGCUGGUGGACGACCGACUGCCGACUGUCAACGGCAAGCUGGCUUUCCUGCAAACCAGCCACACUGGACAACUUUGGCCCGCUUUACUUGAGAAAGCCUACGCAAAGUGAGUUUCUUUCGUCAGCACCUAUUAAUGUCCCCAUUACUAGGGCACAAGCCUUCCCUAUCAAACCGGAUAGGAAGAAUGACUCAACACGCGGGCCCAGCGUGGAUUGGUGGCUGUUAACGGCUGCAGUUGCAACUGGCAGAUACGGUUUUACGUGCUUUUCAAAGCACGAAGGAUCUCGAGAUAAUAUGUUUAUGUCACUCAUCAUAGCAACGCAGACCGAACUCGUUAACCACUGCACCAAACACUAAUUAAAAGAAUGGCUAUCUCUUGGUGUAAUAACGUUGUAAGAUCAUUGCUGUGACUGCACGGAUCCUACGAGGCGCUGAAGUAUGGUAGUCUGUUGGACGGUCUUGCGGACCUGACUGGCGGCAUCACGGAAUCUCUACCCAUCACUGACGUCACCGACGCCUCCACCCUAGCAGCAUUACUGAAGACCACCAGCGUAAUCACCGCAUAUCAUCUACCUACGGUUAUCGAAGAGAAAAUCAAAGGACUCGAAUUAGAAAUGAAUUAUAGGAUAUACAAUAUUGAAAGGGUAGAAUCUUCGGACGGGCCAAUACAUUUGGUACGUUUGAGAAGACCCCUCGUGCCUGGUGAGACACCUGUUUCUCAUCUUGUGGAAAGCUCUGUGUGGAAAUCGAUCCCGCUAUACGAACGGGAGAGGCUGAUGUCGACGCCGAAGGGCUUCUGGAUGGUGUACUCCGACUUCCAACGAUCGUUCAGCCGAUUGGAGAUGGUGCACCUGGACGCGGAGACGAGUCGCGCGGAGCCCUCGCUCACUGAGAAACACAAGUGGCAGAUGAAGAUGCACCAGGGCGGGUGGCGGCGAGGCGUCUCUGCUGGCGGAUGCCGGAACUACGUCAGUGAGUUAAUAAACAAUCAAAUACUACUCAUUGAAAUAAAAAAUUGAGAUAUAUACUAUCAAAUCUUUAAAGGUAGAUAAUUACAGAAAUACUGUGUGAAAUUUGAUUAAAAUCAAUUCAGUAGUGUCGGAGUUCAACAAUGACUAAAAAGAUGAAUAGCUGACAACCUCGUUUAUUGAAGUAUCUGAAACAAUGAAGAUACUACAAUAUUAUAUGAAGCUUUCUGAUGAUGUCACCGUAGUGAUGACGUAUAUUGUCCGACGCAAAUAUUUAAAUCUUAA
Molecule: messenger RNA, 1410 nt
Organism: Diatraea saccharalis (sugarcane borer)
Lineage: Eukaryota; Metazoa; Arthropoda; Insecta; Lepidoptera; Crambidae
Source: the annotation of a GenBank genome assembly